Hibiscus syriacus is the source of this 908-nucleotide messenger RNA. RefSeq lists its product as uncharacterized. The transcript has 3 exons. NCBI's taxonomy places the organism in Eukaryota, Viridiplantae, Streptophyta, Magnoliopsida, Malvales, Malvaceae. The record is from RefSeq and is a predicted model, not a curated record. The coding region runs from base 30 to 503 and encodes 157 amino acids.
GAUCCGAAAUCGAAAACAAAGAAAAAGUUAUGGCCCGAACGCUAUCGAGAACCCUACUCCUCAGCCGGUCCGUUCUCCACCACCGCUCCUCCUUCAUCCGCCGCUUUUCAUCAAAGCCUGAGCUUUUCGAAAUCGAUCUGGACUCCGCCUCUUCAUCAGCCUCCGCCAUUAACAAAAUGGAGGAAAUCAUCCACGCCAUAGUAGUCCAGAGAUCCACACCUGAUUGGCUCCCUUUCUUCCCGGGCUCCUCCUUCUGGGUCCCUCUGCCUCGCCAUGGUUCCAAGCGAGUUUCCGAUAUUAUUGACCAGUUGACCAAUCAACUCACUCCCGACGAGUACCUCUCUCUCACCACUGGCCGCGGCUGGCCCUGCUCCUCCUUUUUUGUUUCAGAUGGUGAGCAUACAGAUGUUUCAAGCAUGGAUGUGAAAUUGAAAAAUCCAGAGCAGCAGGAAGAGGAAGAAGAGGUGGAAAUUUCGAGUGAUUCGGACGGUGAAUCUUCUUGACACGCGGAUGGUUAUGAUUAUCCUACUGAAUUAUUUCCAUCUCUCGCAACAUGCUUCCUCUCGUCUCAGGCUUGCUCACCUUUCACAUCUAGUUCAUUACGGGAGAGGCUGCUUAAUGGAAUGCAAGUAAGAUGUUGUAUAGAUACAAUUUCCAUAGUCUUAGUAUAGAGAGUUUAAUGUUGUUCUUUGCUUAAUACCUCUUUAACUUUAUUCUACCGUGGAAGUGGUUGAUGCUUGGUUGAGCGCCAGUUACCGAUGUUUACUGUACAUUUGUACGUAUUGGCGACUCGUUGUUUAGUUUAUUUAAGCUUUUAAAGUUAAUUAACAUAAAAAUCCCAUGGUUUAUAUCGUGUGUUCUGCUUUAAGGCUAUUAGUACUUUUGUCUUCGAUCAUUACAAUUCAGCA